Lactuca sativa (garden lettuce) is the source of this 561-nucleotide messenger RNA. Its product is annotated as putative histone H2A.2. NCBI's taxonomy places the organism in Eukaryota, Viridiplantae, Streptophyta, Magnoliopsida, Asterales, Asteraceae. Gene Ontology annotation, cellular component: nucleosome. The record is from RefSeq and is a predicted model, not a curated record. Gene Ontology annotation, molecular function: protein heterodimerization activity; DNA binding; structural constituent of chromatin.
GCGAAAAUAUCAAAACAUAAACAGUUGAUCUGAUUUCAUUUUCUGUAGUAACAAUGGCCGGAAGAGGAAAGUCGAUUAAGUCCGCCGCGGUAGCCAAGAAGUCGACAUCUCGUAGCAGCAAGGCCGGACUCCAGUUUCCGGUUGGUCGUAUCGCUCGUUUCCUCAAAACAGGAAAGUACGCUGACCGGAUCGGUGGCGGUGCUCCUGUGUAUCUCGCCGCCGUCAUGGAGUACCUUGCGGCUGAGGUACUGGAAUUGGCCGGAAAUGCUGCCAGAGACAACAAGAAGACUCGAGUUGUGCCGCGUCACAUACAGUUAGCGGUGAGAAACGAUGAAGAAUUGAGUAGAUUGCUUGGAGCUGUUACGAUUGCAAAUGGCGGAGUGAUGCCCAACAUUCACGCUCAUUUGCUUCCUAAGAAGACUUCUGUUACAUCUUCUAAAGGUGAUGAAUAGGUUUAUGUUUCUUGUAGAACUGAAGAUGUGAUUACCAUAUUGGAUUUUUUUAAACUGAUUUCUCAGUUAGAGUUGUUAUCGGUUGUGAAUGAAUGAUUGAUUUGCGGAA